Messenger RNA from Danaus chrysippus (African queen), 2268 nucleotides. The record is from the annotation of a GenBank genome assembly. Lineage: Eukaryota; Metazoa; Arthropoda; Insecta; Lepidoptera; Nymphalidae.
AUGUCUAAAAGUUCCCCGUUAAAUGUCGUCAGCGCCACCUGUGAAUGGGUUAUGGCAGCAGGUGUACCAACUGAUGAACAGAUUCCAUUGAGGGGUUACUCAUCAGUUUUCUUCCCGCAAUUCAAAGUCCAACUAUUCAUUCAGCCUGACUCGUGGUGGGUGUCGGCGGCGUUGCGCGCGAUCCGUGCGGUGGCGCUGGUGUUCGACGUCAUCACCUUCCCCGUCCACCUCGUGAUGCAGAGACCCUGGAGGAAGAGGGCGCUCUCCAGGAGGAUCAAGGCGCGGAUAGUGGAGUCUUCUGACGUGAGUGUGACGGUGAGGUCGGUGUCGGAGCCCUGCGAGCUGCACCAGAGGCUGGUGAGGGACGGCGUCACCACCAUGGAGGCCAUGCUGCGGGCGGCGGCCGGCCGCUGGGGCGGAGCACCCUGUCUGGGGACCCGGGCCGUGCUCAGCGAGGAGGACGAGCCGCAAACCAACGGACGGGUCUUUAAGAAGUACAAGAUGGGUUCAUACUCGUGGCGCUCGUACGUGCAGUGCGCGCGCGAGGCCCGUCAGUUCGGGUCGGGGCUGCGGGCGCUGGGCUGCUCCCCGCGGACCAACCUCGCCAUGUUCGCGGAGACGCGCGCCGAGUGGAUGAUCGCCGCGCACGGAGCAUUCACACAGAGUAUACCCGUGGUGACCAUAUACGCGACCCUGGGCGACGACGCCAUCGCUCACGGCAUCAACGAGACGCAGGUGUCCACCGUCAUCACCACACACGACCUGCUGCCCAAGUUCCGCAAGAUACUGGCCAAGACGCCGCGCGUCAGGACCAUCAUAUACAUGGAGGACCAGCUGAAGGAGACUCCGCGCGACGGGUACAAGGAGGGCAUCAAGAUUGUGGGCUACAAGGAGGUCGUGGAGAUGGGCAAGCAGGCCAAGAUCGAGCCGGUGCCUCCGUCGCCCCACGACACGGCCAUCAUCAUGUACACGUCGGGCUCCACGGGCGUGCCCAAGGGCGUGGUGCUGUCCCACCGUAACAUGGUAGCCACGCUGAAGGCCUUCGCGGACGCCGUGCCCAUACACGAGGGGGACGUGCUCAUGGGCUUCCUGCCGCUGGCGCACGUGUUCGAGCUGCUGGCUGAGAGCCUCUGUGUCAUAGGAGGCGUCCCCAUCGGCUACUCCACGCCGCUGACCAUGUUGGACUCCAGCAGUAAGAUCAUGAAGGGCACGUCCGGGGACGCGUCCGUCCUCAGGCCCACCUGCGUCACCACCGUGCCUCUGAUUAUGGACCGCAUCAGUAAGGGCAUCACCGACAAGGUGUCCCGCAGCGGAGCCUUCGCCAGCGCCUUCUUCAAGUGGGCCUACGCUUACAAGCUGGGCUGGAUGAGGCGAGGGUACGACACGCCCAUCGUGGACGCUCUGGUGUUCAAGAAGGUCCGCUCUCUGCUGGGCGGGCGCGUGCGGCUCAUGAUCACGGGCGGCGCGCCGCUCGCUCCCGACACACACACACAGGUCCGGCUGUGUCUGUGCUGCGACGUGGUGGCCGGCUACGGACUCACGGAGACCACCUCCUGCGCCACCGUCAUGGACCAGUUCGACAGGUCGACUGGUCGCGUGGGCGCACCCACCACGGGCACAGACAUCCGCCUGGUCAACUGGGAGGAAGGAAACUACCGUGUCACCAACAAGCCCUACCCACAGGGGGAGAUCGUCAUAGGAGGAGAGAGUGUGGCGGAGGGAUACUACGCGCAGGAGGAGAAGACACGGGCGGAGUUUAUAGACGACGGGGGCAGGAGGUGGUUCAGGUCGGGGGACGUGGCCGAGCUGCAUCACGACGGGUGUAUCAAGAUCAUCGAUCGUAAGAAGGACCUGGUGAAGCUGCAGGCCGGCGAGUACGUGUCGCUGGGGAAGGUUGAGGCCGAGCUCAAGACGUGCCCCAUCGUGGAGAACAUCUGUGUGUACGGAGACAGCAGCAAGACGUACACCGUGGCGCUGCUCGUGCCCAACCAGAGACACCUGGAGGAACUGGCGCUGAGGAUAGGAGUCACCGAGACCGACUUCGACAAGCUGUGCCGGAACAGAGAGGUGGAGAAGGCUGUGGUGAAGGAGCUCGCGGAGCACGCCAGGAAAUGCGGGCUGGAGAAGUUCGAGGUGCCGGCGGCCGUGAAGCUGUGCCCCGAGGUGUGGUCGCCCGACAUGGGGCUGGUAACGGCCGCCUUCAAGAUCAAGAGGAAAGACAUCCAGGAGAGGUACAGCGACGACAUCAAGCGCAUGUACGCCUCGUGA